CGAAACAUUGCCUACCAUUUACCGAGAAAACUCUGAUCGCCCUCUUCACUACAAGAUUAUUAAUGGCUCACAAAUAAAGAAUGGUCUUCGAGAAAUAGAAAAUCUCUAUCGAGGCCACGUCAAUGAAUUCGUUUGUGACAUUAGUAAUUUUCCCUUAGUUCCUUUGAAUAACGAAUUAGUUGGGGUAAACGUUAACAUUACUCCGAGCGGUGGCACAUAUCGAUGGCAUUAUGAUCGAAACUCUGUUACAGCAUUGAUCUAUUUGAAUGAUGUUGAUGGUGGUGAGCUUGAAUUGUAUUCACUUUAUAGAAUUGCAUCACCUUUCACCAAAUUUCAAAAAGCAUUAGAUUCGCUUCUGAGGUUCAAGCCAAUUCGUUUUGUUUUUGGAAAGAAAGUUUCAAUUAAACCUGUUGAAGGAAGAAUAGUAGUUAUUAUUGGUAAUAAGUGUCUUCACAGCGUGAAGUCAGUAAUAGGAUCCGAAGAUAGAGUAAAUAUUGUUCUAUCUUAUGACGUUUUGGAUAAUCAAAAUGCUUCUAACAAUAAUCUAGAUAAUUAUCUUUAUUCACAGAUGGAGAUGGCUCCUAGUGAUCCGAAUUAUCAGAGAUAA
Messenger RNA from Entrophospora candida, 607 nucleotides. Lineage: Eukaryota; Fungi; Glomeromycota; Glomeromycetes; Entrophosporales; Entrophosporaceae. The record is from the annotation of a GenBank genome assembly.